This is a messenger RNA of Drosophila suzukii, 456 nucleotides long. RefSeq lists its product as uncharacterized. The record is from RefSeq and is a predicted model, not a curated record. NCBI's taxonomy places the organism in Eukaryota, Metazoa, Arthropoda, Insecta, Diptera, Drosophilidae.
UCCAUCAACACAUCUAGAUUAGUUGAACAUUGAAAUUCGAACUCUUCGGACGGAAACGGGACCAUAUAAUCAAAAUUAAAUUUAUAUUUUUUAGUGCCAAGCGAGUACCGACAAAGUAAAUCAACAUGUGCAGCUUCCCUUGCUAUCCUUGUGCCGCCCUGUGUCCCUGCGGAGGAAGUGGACCAAGUGGAUUCUACGAUCCUUGUUUUGGACCCUACAAUGGACCCUUCAACUCUUGGUGUGGGGCAAGUGGUCCAGGCUUCUGGGGAGGUGGAUGCUGCUAGUCGUGGUUUGUGAACUGCUAAUCGAUCUGAGCUCUAGUAUCCUUUAAUACUUGCUUGCACAAGGAAAUCUAAACCGUCAAAGAACAGAUCCCUUGCAACUUGAAAUGACAAAAAGGACAUAAAAUUUACGUCACGAAGAGAAGAAUGUUUAUCGAUUAAAUUGUUCAAAAUA